Molecule: messenger RNA, 768 nt
Organism: Cajanus cajan (pigeon pea)
Lineage: Eukaryota; Viridiplantae; Streptophyta; Magnoliopsida; Fabales; Fabaceae
Product: class 10 plant pathogenesis-related protein 2F
Biological process (GO): defense response; abscisic acid-activated signaling pathway
Cellular component (GO): cytoplasm; nucleus
Molecular function (GO): abscisic acid binding; protein phosphatase inhibitor activity; signaling receptor activity
Source: RefSeq, a predicted model, not a curated record
CCCUCACGUAGUCACAAACAGCAUCACAAACUAGCCUCUUGUAUAGUAAUUAAGGUUGCAUUAGUCGUUGAUCAUCAUCGUUAAUCAUGGGUGUUUUCACUUUCGAGGACGAGAAUGUCUCCCCAGUGGCACCAGCUAAACUAUACAAAGCUGUUGCAAAGGAUUCCGACACCAUCGUCCCAAAGGUAGUAGAGGCCAUUCAGAGUAUUGAAAUCGUUGAAGGUAAUGGAGGCCCCGGAACCAUCAAGAAGAUCACGGUUGUGGAAGGUGGAAAAAGCAUCUACGUGCUGCACAAAGUUGAAGAAAUCGACGAGGAAAACUUGGGAUACAAAUACAGCAUAGUGGGGGGGAGUGGAUUAGAGGAGAUUUUGGAGAAAGUGACAUUCGAAACAAAGUUGUUUCCAGGGCCCAAUGGUGGGUCAUUGGGGAAGGUGAGUGUGACUUACCACACCAAAGGAGACGCAGCCCCACCGGAAGAGGUUCUUCAGAGCAACAAGGUCAAGGGAAUUGCACUUUUCAAGGCUGUUGAAGGCUUCGUUUUGGCAAACCCUGAUUACUAGUCACACCCUAUUCUUUUCACUUUUAUGCCCCUCAAUAAGUUUGCCUUCCAUUGCCUUGUCACUUUCUCAAUCACUCUUCUCUUUCAUCAGUGUUGAAUGCUAUUCGUGUGUAUUUCGACUCUACGGCCAAUCUUAUUUCGCAAUAAAUAAUAUUCCCUUCUUUUUACUCGUAAUAAAAAAACAUUAUGUAUACCACUUUUUAUUAUUA